Messenger RNA from Melanotaenia boesemani (Boeseman's rainbowfish), 4203 nucleotides. RefSeq names its product ectonucleoside triphosphate diphosphohydrolase 3 (gene entpd3). Bases 166 to 1668 code for a protein of 500 amino acids. Gene Ontology annotation, molecular function: GDP phosphatase activity; UDP phosphatase activity. The transcript is spliced from 10 exons. Gene Ontology annotation, cellular component: plasma membrane. Gene Ontology annotation, biological process: nucleoside diphosphate catabolic process. NCBI's taxonomy places the organism in Eukaryota, Metazoa, Chordata, Actinopteri, Atheriniformes, Melanotaeniidae. The record is from RefSeq and is a predicted model, not a curated record.
UGUUGGCCAGUCACUCUUGCGAUCAACAUCCUCCCUGAGCCUCUGGCUCCCUCCCUUUGCUGCUCCCUUGUUUCUUGUUCUGUUUUCUUCAUCCUUCUUUCAGAGCUAUUUUAUUCCAACUUUCAACACUCCCAACAGUGAUCUACAAACCAGCUCUUCAAGAAAAUGACUUCCAAGAAGAGAGUGGGCUACAAAUGUCGCAUAGCAGGAGUGCUGCUUCUCCUGUUGUCCAGUAUUGCUGCCCUUGUUGCUGUUGCUGUCAUCCAGGACAUCUGGAAGUACAAGGAGUACAACUUGGAGUAUGGCAUAGUGAUAGAUUCAGGUUCGUCUCGUUCCAAUGUGUACCUGUAUGAAUGGCCCGGGGAGAAGGAGAAUGACACAGGAGUGGUGACUGAAAAAAUGAACUGUAAAGUUUCUGGUGUUGCCAUCUCAGAGAUGAAAGUUGACCCACAGAAAGAUGCAGAGACAUGGAAAGGAUUCAAAAUCUGCAUGGAUCUCAUCACCAGCGCCAUUCCCGCUGAAAAGCAACACUCAACAACGCUCUUUCUGGGAGCGACGGCUGGCAUGCGACUGCUUCACGAGAAAGAUGAACAAAGGUCCAAUGAAGUCAUGGAAAGUCUCAGAAAAUACCUGAGUUCACUGCCCUUCAACUUCCAGAAUGCUUCCAUCAUCACUGGUCAAGAAGAAGGGCUGUAUGGGUGGAUCACAGUCAACUACUUGAUGGGAAAUUUCCUGGAAAAAAACCUUUGGAACGCUUAUGUGCGCCCACAGGGGGCAAAAACAGUGGGUUCCAUGGAUCUUGGCGGAGCCUCAACACAGAUUGCCUUUGCUAUCCAGGAACAACGUAACGGGUCUGACUACAUGCAUGUCAAAUUAUAUGGGUACCCCUACAAUGUCUACACACACAGUUUCCUCUGCUAUGGCAAGAAUGAAGCUGAGAAGAGGGUUCUGGACAAAGUGAUCCAGGAAUCAUCUAGCAAGUCUUACAUAAUAAACCCCUGCUUUCCAGAGGGUUUCAAUACUUCUGUGAAAGCUUCGACCGUUUACGACACAGAGUGCACAAAGAAACCAAAAAACUACAAUCCAGAUCAAAAGUUCUUCAUGGUUGGAGGCGCAAACUCAGAAAACUGUGGAAGAUUAGUGAAGUCCAUAUUUGAUUUCAAAACCUGCUCCUCAUCCCAGUGCUCCUUCGACGGGGUCGAGCAGCCACCAGUCACUGGAGAAUUCAUGGCAUAUGCUGGAUUCUACUACACUGCCAGAGCUCUGCUGCUCAACGGCACAUCAGAUCUUGAUCAGUUCAAUGCCUCAGUAGGGAACUUCUGCCACACACACUGGACGUUGCUGAAAAAACAAAAGGACUGGAUCUCUGAAAAAUACCUGAAGACUUUCUGUUACGCAGCUCACUAUGUCCUCACACUCCUGGCGGAUGGAUACAAGUUUGAUGAAGACACCUGGAAAAGCAUUUACUUUGAAAAAGAGGUUAAGACAACAAGCAUCGGCUGGAGUUUGGGCUACAUGCUGAGCAUGUCCAAUAUGAUCCCGUCUGAUGUGAAAGAAAUCUUUCCAAUGACAAACCCUGUCUUUGCUGGCCUGAUCUUUUUAUUUUCAGCGUUAGUCAUUGUAACUUUUGUCAUAGUUUUUAUAUUCCUGGUUCGUACUUGCUACUGAGAAUGUAAAUCACUAAGAGAAUCCCUGAAAGCCUUGUGGGGCAGCUGCAAUGAUCUAGUUUGCUACAGUUGCAUGUGCCGAGGUGUGUGUAGUGAAAGUUAUCCAUCAAAAUGUUUUAUUUUUCAGUUCGAGUCACUGAAUCAGGAUUCAUAGUGUGUGUGCCUGAAAUUUAGGAUUGUAGCUGAAGUUGAACUCUCAACUUUUCAAGAUGAAGUAACUGAUCACCCUUCAGUAGCAUGCAAUGUCACUAAUUUAAAGUUAUUGGGAAGUGAAGGUGUGAAUCAAGCAUAUUUUCCUUCCAUUUCAAAAGCUCUAUCAUGUAUUGUGGUAGUGUCUUUCAGUCUUUGAACAACAUUCACAUGUAAGCUGGUAAAGAGCAGCAAGAAGUGAGAUGGGCAGGAAACACCAAAUUAUUUCAGUACUGAGUAACUAUAAACCUUUCAUAUCAUCCAGCUCAACUUUCAAAGAAAUGUAAUUAGAACAUAGUUCAUCUGUCCAGCAGAUUUAGUUUGCUAAGCUGAUGGGAGCAGGACUCAGACGCCAAACGAAGCAACCCGAUAUUACAGUAUGUCUUUAAUGCAAGCCGUAAUGUUUUUAAACAUUAUCCAAGUAGUUUUAAAUCAGAGCAAAAUAAAACGGAAUGAAUCUGAAAAUGAUAUUUCAAAGUGAAGUUACUUUAUAACAGCAGUAUUUGGGCCGAGAGUGGAACUGGUUUACUUGGCUUAAUGGUGGUGUGUGUAGCUCUGACCUUCCAACCUCCAUGUUGCCUGUUAAUGAGACGCAACAGUGGUGUUGUGACUAUUUUUGCAGUGACACAGUUUUCCUCUGUGUGACUAUUCUGGUCUAGCACAGUGUGAAAGAAAAGAGAAAAUUGAAUUUUUGAACAUGCAUCAAUCAUUUUUUUCAUGUAUAUUUUAACUUUUUUGGUAAAAACAGCUUACAAGGACAGUUCACGCUGCACCUCAGGGAAUCUUUCAAAGAUUUAAGUAACAAUAUAAUUGAAUUUAUUAGACUUUUGACUCAGCAAAGGCCUUAUGAGCAUGAUGAAUGAUGAAUGAAAGGACACCCUGAGAUGUCCAUGUACUUUUUCUUGUUGCACACUGUAUAAUCUCAAGAUUUUCUUCAUCUCAAAAUGAGAUUCUAUAUGCUUAAAACGUGGGUGUUCAAAUGAAACUUUAAGCCAGAGCAUGAACUAUUUACUCACUUGUUGGUUGUGUUUGCUCCUCUAGAAUAUGUGUAAGUGCACUGAAUACAGCUACUUUAUGUACAACAGAACGGCCACAUUUGGUGUAAUGUAGUGUUUUAAACUGUGGAUUCGUUCACUGAAAACAUACUUUAGGUGCCUAACAAAGUACUAGUCUUUUGAAUGAAAAUAUACCCGAUAGAAAAUGCACUGAAUGUGCAAUGUGCCAUUCUUUGAUUGUGAUUUUGCAACUAAGUUGGUGCAUGUUAUGAAAAUACCAUUAGGUACAUUCUGUUCUACUUAGAUUUGACCACAGGAUGGCAUUUCUAUUCUCAAACUGUAGGAUCAGGCUCUAAAAUAAUACAUGAAUCCAUUUUUAAUCAUCAAAAACAAAUGUUUAACAGUCUUCUUUUUUUGUUCUGUCUUGUUUUUUUCCCACAAGAUUUGACCACUUUUAGUCAAACUAAACAAAAACUAACAAACCAGGUAAGACAAGCUGUGAAUAGAGGUAAUGGGAGUUCAUUCUUUUAAUGAUGCUCCCAUCCCGACAUUCAUCGUGGUGUGAUGUAUCUUUACAUUCUUUAUAGUGAUCCUGUAGUAAUAGUUUUUUUUUUUUUUUAUGGUUUAUUUCAGGUAAAGGUAUAUUUCUAUAGAAGUAUAUGUUUAUAAUAACUAUAUGUUGUUCCAUUACUGAAGAUUUUAAUUUGUUUGGAUUACUUAUGCACAACUGAUUAAUCCUUUUUAUUCUAGUGACACAUUAUCCAGAAUGUUUUAAGGGAAAUCUCCAGUAGAAACAGUGUUAUUGUUGUAAUAUGAAGAUGUGUAGCCUUAGAUGAAAGACUUACUUUCAUCCCCACACACUGGUUUAUGUUAAUAGAUUUCUUCUUUCCCCUACUGAUUCCAUUUGAUCAGUUUUAGAACUGAGCCUUAUUGAUACAGUAAAAAAAAUUAUUAACCAACAGGGAACUGGAAAGAAAAUAAUACUGCCACAGUUGUGUGUAAAACACAUGUUAUAGUCCAUUCAAACUAUGUUAAUAAAAGUGUUUUUUUUUUUUAAAUAAAAUUUCUUCAUGAGAUGAUAAUGAAAAGGAGGGGACAACAACAACAACAACAAAAAAAACAUUCCACUAAACCACAAAAGAAGGAGAUUGGCUCAUGGAGCUAACCAACAUAUUUUUGUUAAACAUUUAACAUUUUGAAAAUAUCAAGUUUUACUUGCUAAUAUUCAAGGAAUGUCAUGACACUGGAGAAGGUUUUGCAUGAUUUCAUUUGAUGCACUGCCAUGACUGUUUUGGCAAUGCUUUGAUGAUUAUGUCUUCAUCAGUACAUAAUAAACAACUCUACUAACUGCA